AUGUAUGGAGGCUCUGUGCCGCCUGCGCAACAUUCUAGACCUGUUGCACGAAAUGGACUACCAAGGGAAUAUAAUUUUGGUGGACCGAUGGAUCCUUCAGAUUAUGGACUCAGAAAAUUUGGACCACCUGGGCAAUUUGGGUUUCAAGAUUAUGGACCGCCUGAUUAUGGUUCGGGGUUACCACCAGGGGCACAAUAUGGUUCUGGACUUGCAAGUGGAGUGCAUUUUGGACUUCGAGGAUCACAAGGCCCUCCAGGAGGGCAAGAUGGACCGCCACGUCAUUCACAAUAUCAACCAGCUUCCCAACUACGUUACAUAGGAUCGGCAGGUCCACCUCCAGAUAAAUGGAAUUGGGAUGUUUCGCGACAACAGCCAAAUGAGGGCCCAGAGUCUGCGAGAAACAUAUUAAGAGAACAAAAGCCUCGUGGUCCAUUUCAUGACCUGCCUCAAGUGGAUGACUUUGGUGAGCCGAUUCAAUGGGUGUCUUUGACUGCGGCUAACACAGAGGACGGUCUUGCAAGAGUCACUGACAGAAAAACUGGAAGAAACAUUCAGACAAGAAUAAAUGGCACAGUUUUCGUUCCCGUUAGUUACCACACAACUACAACGACUGAGCCCACGACCACCACCACCGAAAUCACCACAACUCCGGACCCGGUCAUGGAAUCACUACUCCAGUUCGUGACUCCUCGGAACUUGAAGCCAGAAGACUGGCUGGCUUUCGAUGUGAGCUUGAACAAGAAGAAGGCACCUGAGAUGUGUGAUUCGGACGGAUGUCAAGCAAGGGUAAUACCGUAA
Molecule: messenger RNA, 798 nt
Organism: Cydia fagiglandana
Lineage: Eukaryota; Metazoa; Arthropoda; Insecta; Lepidoptera; Tortricidae
Exons: 10
Coding region: 1-798 (265 amino acids)
Source: RefSeq, a predicted model, not a curated record